GACCUUGCGGAGGCCGCGUCUCUGCUGCGUGCCUGCCGGCUGGUCGGGCCACCCUGUAGGAAUCACAGCCCUGAAAUCAGAGGACGACUGCUGCUGGCUGCAGCUCGCUGGACACCUCCAUCCCGCCUCCCGGCAGAGACUUCUCUUCCUUGAGGUCCCUUAGCGCAGCAGAUUAAAGUCCCCAGAUUCAGGAGCACCUAGAACCGGGGGCCACCUUCUUGGAUGGAGCGCCACUGCUCCAGUUUCAGGGACACCUUGGGGAGUGGCCUUGGCUGAGAAGGAAACAAGCCAUUGAGGCUGCCUGACCGUCGAGGGGAGCCACAUCUGCCGUCAGUAGGACAGCACCCACAAGCAGCCUGUUCUGAGCCUGAGCAAACUCUGGCUCUGAGGAGUUCUAAAAGUCUAAGUAGUGCCAGGAAGUGGCCCCAGAAUCGGGGGGUCGUCGUACACCUCAGUCAUGUUCCUGCGACGACUUGGUGGCUGGCUACCACACCCCUGGGGCCGCCGGAAACCAGUGAAGCCAGACCCACGGGCCCCAGAACCUAGUCGGGUGGACAGUUCCCCUGAGAACUCAGGGAGUGACUGGGACAGUGCCCCUGAAACCAUGGGAGAUGUGGGGCCUCUUAAGACCAAGGACUCAGGGGCAUCACAGAACUCUGGGGCUACUCCAGAACCGAGGGGACUGCAAGUCGAACAUCUGGGGAGCAAAACAAGGGGCUCCCCCAAGGGGGCCCAGGCUGCCUCUAGCCCUCAAGAAUCUGGGAGACUGGAGGCUGAAGAGGCUGUUCCCAAACUGGGAUGGGAUCACGUGGAUUCAGGUGGCAUCCGGAGACCUGGGGUGUCCCCUGAAGAGGGACUGAGCACUCGUGGGCCUGAAGUGGAGAAACCGGGCCGGCGCCAGAAGCUGUUGAGCUGGCUGCGGGGGGAACCUGGCGCUUCUCCUAGGUACCUGGGAGGCCCGGAGGAGUGUCUGCAGAUCUCCACCAACCUGACCCUGCACCUGCUGGAGCUGCUGGCCUCAGCCCUGCUGGCGCUGUGCUCACGGCCACUGCGAGCAGCCUUGGAUGCCCUGGGCCUGCGAGGACCACUGGGCCUGUGGCUGCACGGGCUGCUGUCCUUCCUGGCUGCCCUGCACGGGCUCCAUGCGGUGCUGAGCCUACUUACUGCCCACCCCCUGCAUUUCGCCUGCCUCUUUGGCCUCCUGCAGGCCCUGGUGCUGGCCGUCAGCCUCCGGGAGCACGAUGGUGACGAGGAGGCCACUGACUGGGAGGGCGAGGGGCUGGGAAGGGAGGGUGAGGAGCAGAGGGGAGGUCCAGGGCAGGGGCUGUGACUGUGGCGUGGGGUGGGGGCAAAGGGAGUAGACAGUGUGGCCUUUAGGAGGAGAGUGGAGGGCAUGAUCCAGAUUGUAAGCACAGGAACCUCAGGGACAGGGAACAACCCUCAGAGAUGAGGGGGUAGGAAGAACAUACAGGAGGAGGAAGAGCAGUUUAGGGUGUCUGUGUUUGUGAGCAGUGAGGGUAUCCACCUUGGAUUCACCAGCUAUUGCUACUUUCUGUUUUUACAUUUCUCCCACCUCUAGUUUUUGUGUUUGUUUUUGUUUUCCACCUCCACUUAAAAAAAAAAAAAAAGUGUGAUGGUGCGGAGAAUAAAGACCAAACGGUCCUCUCUACCUUUCAGAACUCCCCAGGGCAGAAGAGGGCAGAAGCAGGUAGACAGCCUGCCAGUCAGAAGGUGGCUGGGAGACCCGAGGGAUUCCUUGGGUCCUGGGAUCCUGGGAUCGGAGCUAUCUAGGAACGAGUAGGGCUGCUAGGCAGGUGGAUUCGAGGGUCUGCAUGGAAGCCCAGAGGUUGGCAGGGAGCACGCAGGGAGGAUCUGGGCUUGUGGAGUGAGGGCGUGGGGACAGUGUGGGCAGUAUUGGGAGGGGGUCAGCUCAGAAGGGCUGGCAGCUCACACGGCAGUGUGGGAAGCACUGGAGCUUAUAGUCCCCACUCAGGGGCCUGGGGUUUGCUCACUCAGCAAUAAAUAACUGUGUCACACCGAAUUCUAAAUAUACCACUACAAAGAGA
Tupaia belangeri chinensis (Chinese tree shrew) is the source of this 2066-nucleotide messenger RNA. It is a transcript of the gene CUNH6orf47, whose product is annotated as chromosome unknown C6orf47 homolog. The transcript is spliced from 2 exons. Bases 458 to 1330 code for a protein of 290 amino acids. NCBI's taxonomy places the organism in Eukaryota, Metazoa, Chordata, Mammalia, Scandentia, Tupaiidae. The record is from RefSeq and is a predicted model, not a curated record.